Molecule: messenger RNA, 1910 nt
Organism: Pyricularia oryzae 70-15
Lineage: Eukaryota; Fungi; Ascomycota; Sordariomycetes; Magnaporthales; Pyriculariaceae
Product: transcription factor AATF/Che-1
Exons: 3
Coding region: 81-1808 (575 amino acids)
Biological process (GO): maturation of SSU-rRNA from tricistronic rRNA transcript (SSU-rRNA, 5.8S rRNA, LSU-rRNA)
Cellular component (GO): nucleolus; nucleus
Source: RefSeq, a predicted model, not a curated record
GGCCGCUGCAAGCAAAGAGUCCGAUCGCGGUUUGCCAACUCCAACGCACUACGAUUUGAGAAGCAAGCAAACAGCCCACCAUGGCACCUAAAAAGGGCCGCUCGCAAAAGUUUGCCGAGCUUCAGGAGAAGGCUGUCAAGGACUACGACCCUGAAGCCGAUGCCCCUGCUGGUGACAGCGAUGAGGAUAGCAACAGUGAUGGCGAUUCAGAUGGCCUCACCGGCACUGAGCACUAUGUAUCUGUUGGCAAGAGCAAGCUCCGCCAGGCCGAUGUCGACAACCUUGGACCGCAGUAUAGAGGAAAGCGAGUGAGCCGGUCAGCACUCGACGAAAGCGACGAUGACAGCGACGAUGACAGCGCAGAGGAGUCCGAUGAAGAGGACGCCGAGUCCCAGGGAGACGACUCCUCAGCUGAGGAAUUUGCCGACCCAGACACCGCCGACCUCGAGGCCGACCACAUCGACGCCGAUGAAGAGAUAGAUAGCGACGAUGCGCUUGGUGCCAGCGACGAGGAGAAGUUUGCGAAGUUUACCUUCCGUGGCAGCUCAAAGCCCAGGGUCGGAAGCGCACGCCGUAGCAAACGCCCCAUCGCAGCUGAUUUCCUGAGUGGCUCUGAGGAAGAUGAGGAGGAUGCGGGAAGCGCCGAGUCGGACCUGGGUGAAGGAUCCGAAGACUCGGGUGACGAGAGUGACGAAUUGGAGAGCGACGAAGUCUCCGGCCCAAGCGACGCUUCAGAAGACGAUGAGGACGACGAGGACGAAGGCGACGAGGAUGACUCGGAGGGCGAAAGCGACGAAGAGUCGAAUGCCAAGAAUGCAGACCUCAGUGCUCAACUACGGAAGAUGAUGGGACAAGAUGGUGCACAAAAUGGAGGCACGCAAUCUCAAGCUGGUCUAGAUAAGGGACGCGCGGUUCGUCAGCAAAGACGAUCAUUCGACUCGCUUCUGAACAUUCGUAUUCGGCUUCAGAAAGCCCUGGUCGCUGUGAACUCUAUGAGCACUCUGUCCGAAAACGAGUCUACUGAGGGCCAGCCGUACCAGGCCGCCGAGGAAGCGGCGUUGAAGUUAUGGAGCACUAUUGAUACCUUCCGCCGGUCUCUGACACCAGGAUUAUCGGCAACAGCAGCUGGUCAAAAACGGAAGAGAGAUAUCGACAUGGACACGCCUCUGCAGGACCUCUGGGAAGACAUGGGGGUUGUUGAAGCUAGGGCGGCAUCCUACAGAAAGAAGGUGUUGGAAAAAUGGUCCAGCAAGACAAAGAGCACCACCGCUGUCACAUCCAAGCGACAGUUGGGUACUACCACAGUCGAGUCCCUGACUUCGGUUCUCGAGGACCAGCUAGUCAACCCGGACCGUUUGGUUAAGCGCACGCGUGUUCCCCGCUCGUGUGCCCCGAUACAGUCGAGCAAAAAGGUACAAGAGGACGAGAACAUUUACGACGAUGCCGACUUUUACCAGCUCCUGCUCAAGGAGCUCGUGGAUCAGCGUACAUUGGACGGUUCUGGUGGCGGUGCUGGAGGAUCCGUGCCGACGGUUAAGUGGGCAGCCGUCAAGGAGGCUAGGACCAGGAAGGUUGUUGACCGAAGGGCCAGCAAGGGUCGCAAGUUGCGAUUCACUGUUCACGAAAAGUUGCAGAACUUUAUGGCGCCCGAGGACCGGCGAACGUGGGAGCAGGACGCCAUCGACCGCUUCUUCGGCACAUUGUUUGGCCAGAAGAUGGAGUUGCGCGAGGACGCUGACGGCGCUUCCGAGGAUGAAGAUAUGGGCGGUGUAGAUGUUGAUGGCCCUGGCCUCAGGCUUUUUGGCUAGUGAUCUCUGCAGAUGAUUCAACGACAGGCUAGACUAAUUAAGUUAAAAAAAAAACAAGUAUAGAAAAAACAAAUCAAGAUUGGCUGUCCUCUGGUUGUCUAA